Oryza brachyantha (malo sina) is the source of this 2271-nucleotide messenger RNA. RefSeq names its product mannosyl-oligosaccharide 1,2-alpha-mannosidase MNS1-like. Gene Ontology annotation, cellular component: endoplasmic reticulum; Golgi membrane. Gene Ontology annotation, molecular function: calcium ion binding; mannosyl-oligosaccharide 1,2-alpha-mannosidase activity. The transcript has 14 exons. Lineage: Eukaryota; Viridiplantae; Streptophyta; Magnoliopsida; Poales; Poaceae. Bases 155 to 1873 code for a protein of 572 amino acids. Gene Ontology annotation, biological process: N-glycan processing; carbohydrate metabolic process. The record is from RefSeq and is a predicted model, not a curated record.
GACCGAGCCACCGAGGUCCGAAACCCAAACACAGACACGCACACGCGAAGCGAAACACAUCCAUACGAACGCACGCGCGAAUCGCCGGUGACCUCGACGGAGGCGGCGGCGACGGGCUCGGGUGCCGGCGAUCUCCUCCCCGGAGGCGGCGUCCAUGGCCCGCCGCUCCUCCUCCUCCUCCUCCUCGUCGGGGGCGUGGCGGUACCUGAACCCUGCGUAUUACCUCAAGCGGCCGAAGCGCCUCGCCCUCCUCUUCUUCGUCUUCGUCGCCGCCACCUUCGCCUUCUGGGAUCGGCAGUCGCUCGUCCGGGAGUACGAGUCAGAGAUUACCCGAUUAGAUGACGAAAUAAAUCGGUUGCAUGACCAGUUAAGAAAGGCUGGAGUUCAUCUGGAUGAAAAUCCAAUAAGUGCAAAAAUACCCAGAGAAAAAUUUGUAGAAAUUGAUCCUAUUAAUAAUCAAAGGAGAGAAAAGGUUAAGGAGGCUAUGGCCCAUGCGUGGAAUUCCUACGUGAAGUAUGCCUGGGGAAUGGAUGAACUUCAGCCACAAUCAAGGAAUGGUAUCAAUAGCUUUGGUGGUCUUGGAGCGACCCUUGUGGACUCACUUGAUACACUAUAUAUAAUGGGCCUAAAAGAUGAAUUUCAGAGGGCUAGAGACUGGGUGGCCGAGUCACUAAGCUUUGACAAGGAUUACGACGCAAGUGUUUUUGAAACGACCAUAAGGGUUGUUGGAGGCCUCCUCAGUGCAUAUGAUUUGUCUGGAGACCAAGUAUUUCUCGAGAAGGCAAAAGAUAUUACUGACCGUCUACUACCUGCUUGGGAUACAACAUCUGGUAUCCCUUAUAACAGAAUCAACUUAGCUCACGGACGAGCCCAUAAUCCUGGAUGGACCAAUGGUGAUAGUAUCCUUGCUGAUUCUGGCACGGAGCAACUUGAAUUUAUAGCUUUGUCACAGAGGACCGGUGACCCCAAGUAUCAACAAAAGGCGGAGAAUGUCAUCAGACAGCUUCAGAAGAUAUAUCCAAGCGAUGGAUUACUUCCUAUAUACAUAAACCCUCAUUCAGGAACUGCAUCGUACUCAACAAUUACAUUUGGUGCUAUGGGAGAUAGCUUCUAUGAGUACUUGCUCAAGGUUUGGAUCCAGGGGAAUAAAACUGAGCAUGUAAAGCAUUACAGACAAAUGUGGGAGACAUCAAUGGAAGGCCUAAUAAGCUUGACCAAGAAAACUACACCCUCUAAUUACUACUACAUCUGUGAGAAGAAUGGUGGCUCAUUGUCUGACAAGAUGGAUGAGCUUGCAUGCUUUGCCCCAGGUAUGCUGGCACUGGGAGCCUCUGGCUAUGAGGAUACUGAAAAGGCUGAAGAAAUUAUGAAUCUUGCAAAAGAGCUUGCUCGAACCUGUUAUAACUUCUACCAAACAACUCCCACAAAGUUGGCUGGAGAGAACUAUUUUUUCCACACUGGACAGGAUAUGAACGUGGGCACAUCAUGGAAUAUCCUGAGACCUGAGACUGUUGAAUCACUUAUGUACUUGUGGCGCCUUACUGGGAACAAAACAUACCAAGACUGGGGGUGGGACAUAUUCCAGGCAUUUGAAAAGAACUCCCGCAUAGAAUCGGGAUACGUUGGGCUGAGAGAUGUGAAUACUGGUGAGAAGGAUAACAUGAUGCAAAGCUUCUUCCUAGCAGAGACACUCAAGUACCUAUACCUCCUGUUCUCCCCUCCAUCAGUCAUAUCCUUUGAUGAGUGGGUCUUCAAUACCGAAGCCCACCCACUGAGAAUUGUUCCUUCAAAUGAUAUUAGCAAAGCUCACUCAGUUGACUUUGCACCACCGGUGGUACGACCGUUCGGGAGGAAGCAGGGAAAACAAGAGUAGAUUUGAACCAUAUAGCACAGGAAUUUUUCGGCUGCCCUCUGAUUUUUGACCUGCCUGAUGCAAGGCUUUGACACAAGCAGAGAUUCUGCCUGUAGCAGUAAGGGCUGAAAUUCAUGGCAAUAGGAUGUUUAGGCAACGGAAUUAUAGGUAGAGCACGAUGAGAUAUUCUGGGGGCACAUUGAACUUCAGAGUAUAAAUCGAAGAUCAAUAACCCCUGAAAGUUUAUAUUUCUGAACUUGUUUGCACUCCCUUCAUUAUUGAUGUGUAACACGUAAAUCUAACAGUGUCCAUAUGUUGUUUGUUGCGCGGGGGCUUCUGUGGAGUUGUAUUUUUCAUUACGUAGCCUGACUUGUGACAUUUUGAAACACGGUCUAUAAAGAAGGCUUGCAUUUUACUUC